AGCUCAUACAAAGCUCUUGCCCCAAAGACACGGGCCAUAAUCGGUGUCGCACUCAUGGUCAACGCAUCGGCAAUGCUCUUGUUCUCCGACAAAAUCGAAGCUGCCUUGGGAUUAACUCCCCCUCCCGAGGAUGAGAUAAAGCUCUUCAAGGUGUAUGGUGUUGAGCGCGCGAGCAAGGGCUGA
Messenger RNA from Capronia epimyces CBS 606.96, 183 nucleotides. RefSeq lists its product as uncharacterized. The record is from RefSeq and is a predicted model, not a curated record. The annotation marks the transcript as partial. The transcript has a single exon. NCBI's taxonomy places the organism in Eukaryota, Fungi, Ascomycota, Eurotiomycetes, Chaetothyriales, Herpotrichiellaceae.